Adineta steineri is the source of this 711-nucleotide messenger RNA. NCBI's taxonomy places the organism in Eukaryota, Metazoa, Rotifera, Eurotatoria, Adinetida, Adinetidae. The record is from the annotation of a GenBank genome assembly.
AUGGAUUCAUCAGUUCUAUCAAAUAUUCCUGUUGUUCUUAUAACAGGUUUUGGUCCAUUUCAUUCAGUAGUUGUUAAUCCAAGUUGGGAAGUAGCUAAGAUGUUAAAAACAUAUCUUGAAUGGAAAUGUCCAGUACAUAUUAUUAUCGAACAAAUGCCUGUAACCUAUGAAGAUGUAUCAACUAAAAUACCCGAUUAUUGGCUAAAAUAUAAUCCAACAUUAGUAAUUCAUAUUGGUGUUGCAGUAGGAGCAACAGAAAUUCAAAUAGAACGUUAUGCUUGUAAUAUGGAUUAUUGUUAUCCAGAUAAUAAUGGUACUUUACCAGAAACAGGUCGAUGUGUAAAAAAAGAUGCACCAGAAAUAUUAACAACUCAUCUUCCAAUAGCUGAUGUAUGUGCUCGAGUACAACGUCGAACCAAUGUACCUGUAUUAGUAUCUGAUGAUGCUGGAAGAUUUCUUUGUGAAUAUAUCUACUAUCAAUCAUUAUAUAUUGAUCCAAAACGAACAGCUUUUAUUCAUAUACCUGAUUCAAAUCGAAAUCUUACAUUAGAAAGUAUCGCUGAAACGACUCAAUUAAUUAUUUAUGAAUUACUUCGUUAUGUUGAUCCAUUACCUAAUUUAAAUCAAGAUGGAAAUUAUUUAAUAAAUCCUAUUGUAAAAAAACAUGUGGAUAUACCUAAUGAUAAAUCAAAAAUAAACGUGCUUUUAUAG